CAACAUGGCGGCGCCGCUCUCAAGAUGGCGUCGCGUAGAGGCCGCCCCCUCGCUUCCGCUUCACGUGGCCACGCUCAAGAUGGCGGUGGCGGAAGUGUGGCGGGCUGCGGAAGCCGGGUCAUGGCAGCGCCGGAAGAGCCGUGCGGCGGUGCGGAGCGGGGCCGGGAGGCGGCUGGCUUGAGCCGGGCGCGGCGGGACCCCGCGGCUGCCGUCAUGUCGCGCCGUGCAGAGGAUCUUGUGAGUGGGGAGAGUGAGGAGGAAAGUAAUGGUAUCAACUUGAUGGAGUUCUCGGAUGAGAUCCUUCUGCACAUCCUAAGCUACGUCCCUUGCACAGACCUGGUCCUGAACGUCAGGAAGACCUGCAGGAAGCUCUCAACGCUUUGCCUUGAUAAGAGCCUAACCCAUACAGUUUUACUUCAGAAAGACUAUAAGGUGAACAAGGACAAAGUGAAGCAACUGAUGAGGGAUAUUGGAAAAGAGAUUCACCAGCUGAACAUGGCUGGGUGCUAUUGGCUGCCCAGCUCCACUACUGAUCACGUAACACGGUGCAAGAACCUGGUCAAGCUGAACCUGUCCGGGUGCCGUGUCACCUCUCUCCGUCUCUCCAAGAUGCUGUCCACGCUUCAGCACCUGCGCUCCCUGGCGAUCGAUGUGAACCCGGGCUUUGAUGCCAGUCAGCUCAGCAGCGAGUGCAAAGCCACCCUCAGCCGCGUGUCAGAGCUGAAGCAGACCCUCUACACUCCAUCGUACGGCGUUGUUCCUUGCUGCACCAGCCUUGAGAAACUGCUGCUUUAUUUUGAGAUCCUCGAUCGCUCGCGAGAAGGUUUUAUGCUGUCUGGGCAGCUGAUGGUGGGCGAGAGCAAUGUGCCCCACUACCAGAACCUUCGUGUCUUCUACGCCAGGCUGGCCCCUGGCUAUGUUAACCAGGAGGUGGUGAGGCUGUACUUGGCUGUGCUGAGCGAUCGGACUCCUGAGAACCUUCACGCCUUCCUUAUUUCUGCCCCUGGUAGUUUUGCUGAGACGGGAGCCACUAAAAACCUUCUGGACUCGAUGGCUCGAAAUGUACGCCUGGAUGCUUUACAGCUGCCCAAAGCCUGGCUUAAUGGUUCCGGGCUCCUGCAACACUUGAAGUUCAACAACCCUUUCUACUUCAGCUUUAGCCGAUGCACCUUAUCUGGUGGCCACCUGAUCCAGAGAGUUAUUAAUGGUGGGAAGGACCUUAAAAGCUUGACCAGUUUGAAUCUCAGUGGCUGUGUUCACUGCCUGGCUCCGGAGUCUUUGUUUCGAAGAGCAGAAGAUGACAUUGACAGUAGCAUUCUGGAAAGCCUGGUAGUCUCUUGCUGCAACCUCAGACACCUCAACCUCUCCGCAGCUCACCACCACAGCUCAGAAAGCAUAGGGAACCAUUUGUGCCAGCUCCUGUCCAGGCUAAAGCACCUACUCUCGCUAGCACUGCCAGUUUGUUCCAUCACAGAUGUUGCUGUGAACGUGGAAAAGCCCCCCACGCAGCCUAACGCAGCGCCCCAAACGUUUGGAAAGAAAACCCGUGUGGGGGUGCAGACGUAUCCGAGGAACUCAGCAGACCAGGCGUGUCAGAAGCUGGAGUCUUCAGUGUUCUGGACGCUGAUGAGAAGCCUCAGGUUUUUGGAAACCUUAGAAAUAAUUGGGUCCAGUUUUUCCUCUGCCAUGCCCCGCAAUGAGCCAGCAAUUCGGAACUCUCUGCCUCCUUGUGUCCGAGCACAAAGUGUGGGGGAUUCGGAGGUGGCUGCCAUUAGCCAGCUGACUUAUUUGCAGAGCCUCACCUUAGCACAGCUGCCAAAUAUUGUUACUGGUUCUGGGCUUGUUAGCAUUGGAUUGCAGUGCCAGCAUUUGCGGACUCUUUCGUUGUCCAACCUGGGCAUGAUGGGGAAAAUGGUGUAUAUGUCUGCUCUCAUGGACAUGCUGAAGCACUGCAAGUGUUUGAGAGAUCUCAGGCUGGAGCAGCCGUACUUCAGCGCAGGCUCCCAGUUCUUCCAGGCCCUCAGUCACUGCUCCUCUCUCCAGCGGCUCUGCAUCGUCUCCAGGAGCGGGACUCUGCAGUCUGAUGCAGUGAUGUCAUUCAUGGCCAGCUGCCUUGAGGUCAUCAUGUGCCACAUGUUUAUGGGAGAAUCUCUCACUGUCUGCAGAAAUCUCCAGCAGUCCAUUGUCCGGAGGCUUCUAUGGCUUGCAGCACUUGUUCCAAGAAGCUAAAAGGUAGUGUGUGACUGCUUGGCAUGUGAAACGGCCUCUUAGUUUAAUAAGAGCUGAUCCGUGGAAUAUUUGAAGGUAUGAUAUGCGUUUUUGAUUCCGUUCCCACUCGUGUUCUCUGUAGUUCUAAGCUGAAGCCCUGGAAGCUCCAUCAUAAAUCAAACGUCACUUUUUGUGUAAACAAAACAUCUGCCGACAUUUUAAGUACUGAGAGGUCUGACCUUGAAGCUUUCCUCCUUUCCCACAAGUGACUAAGAUAAUUCUUGGUCCUCUAAUCACUUGUAAAUGUCACUUACUGAUAAUCCCCUGGCAGCGCAAUUCAAAGCCUUUCAAGGGUUUGUUGUGAAGGGUUUUUCUUUGGGGGGAGCGCUGGGGGAGGCUGGCUACAAACUGCCUUUGCAGUCUGACAGUUCUUAAAUGCAUUUUGCUGGGCCCCUCGCAGCGAUCUGAGGCUCACGUGGUGGGAAACGUUGGUGCCUGAGCCGUGAACUGCAUCUGAAAAGAGAGCUUUUAAUUACGCCUGGCAUUUUGAAGUCCUCUGGUGGCGGCAGUCCUUACAGAAUAUCUCCCAUGCAGCAGACUUUGCACGAUGUUUGUUCUCUAUAAAGCGUUUUCUCCGCCUUCGAUCUGUUUUCUUUGUCACCUACAGUUGCUUUGCCCUGUUAAGCUCUAGCAAAUUUGGAAUCGCUCGGUGUUGUUACUGCAUCCUAACGGGUGCUCCUCCCCCCAGCCUUUCUCCAGCUUCAGAAUGACUUAUUACACUUGGCUCGUCUCUGAGGAUCAAAUCCAAAGAGCCUAUGACUAUAUUAGCCACCUAUCAAACGGCACACAGGAUUGCUUGUUGCAGCCUCUGGAAGGCUCUGCAUUCUUUUGGGAUGGCUUUGUAUCUGUCCAGCCAGUCCUUGGUUGAUUCUGGGAGCACUCUGAGGAUCUUCUUAGGAGGAAGUUUUUCACACAGGGUGCUGAGGCACUGGCACAGGUUGCCCAAGGAGGCUGUGGAUGCCCCAUCCCUGCAGGCAUUCAAGGCCAGGCUGGAUGUGGCUCUGGGCAGCCUGGGCUGCUGGUUGGUGACCUGCACACAGCAGGGGGUUGGAACUGGAUGAGCAUUGUGCUCCUUUGCAACCCGUUCUAUGAUCCUUAAAAAGAUCCAAGGAUCCAGAUUUUGUGGGGUUUUUUUUGUUCUGCCUUCCUCCUGAAGAUACCAAUGCAGCAUUGGCCAAAAUUCCAUUGUCUGCUUACUGAGCUGCAUCAUGCUAUUCUGCAGUGCUUCCCUUCUCUCUUUCUUUAUCAUGUAUGAAUUCUUACUACGUUCUGUACCUCCUGGGAGCUCUGCAGAGAGCAGCCGAUGCCCCACGAAAAUGUCAAUAACCAUUUAUAUUUUUAGCAACAAUUGUUGCUGCCAUGCUACUUUUCUUCUUUUGUGUUUUAUUAAUAGAGACAUUUGUAUGGAAACAAUUUUUGAAGUAUUUUUUUUUUCCUGAGCACAGCAUCUGCUCCCACUGCAAGUUCUGCACCUGAAGUCAUAAUCCUCGAUGGCGUUGUAACUGGUGGCUCUGGAAAUGAUUUUGAUGUCACAUAAGAUUAUGAGUUCAGGAGCAGGGUAAGCAGUGGGAGCAGAUAUGCUCCUAAGCAACAGAGAUCCCAUUCUGGUGGAACUGUCUGAAGUAAUAACGUGGAAAGGACAGAAUACAGAGAAGGAUGUGUAAGCACAGCCUGGACUCUUCCGUGAGCCAUCAGUGAGCCUUGAGCCACGUUCCUUUCCCAGCAAUAUUGGCCUUGUGCAAAUCUGCCUUCAGAUGGGGAUCAGGAAUUGGCUUUCUCUUGUCUGUGCUUUGUCUGCUGCUCCAAGGGCAGUUCAGUGCUUGUGUGAUUGAGUUUGGAGCUCGGAUCUGUGGGAAAGGCUGUGCUUCACACAGCAGGGCUUCCUGUCAGUGUGCUGCUCGUGUGCCUUUAAUCCAGACUUGAAUUUGGAAGGGGAAGUGUGACGUUAGGUACCCUGUGCCAGAAUGGAAGAAGGUGAGAGCUGGAAGGCUGUGAGCCUGUCUUUGUUUGCUCCCCUUCCUUGGAGCUGUAUUUCUUGGAUCCUGCAAUGGAUUAGAGCUGUUGUAGAGCUGUGCAGAGGAUCUUGGUUAGGCUGCGGCCCCAUGAUCCCGGUUUGUGAAUGGGGUUGGUGGGGCUGAAGUGCCUCCUGUUCUCCCAACCUCUGUAAAGAGUGUAAACACAGUGCUUGCCUAGGGCUGAGCACAGCAACAGCCUGCAGGGGUGGAUCUGGGAGGGCAGUGCCUGUACAGGCUGAAGUGAUGGGAGCUCAGGUGUUAACGUCCUGCUUUGCACCCUUGGUAGGUGUGUGCAUGGUACAAAGCCCAAGGAUCCUCAAACCCUUUCCUUUGCCUCUCAAAAGGACAGCACUCUGUAUUGCUGCUGUAAUGGCCUGCAAAGAAAGUUGUUGUCACAUCUUUCAGUCUUGUGACAGCUCCAACCCGGACCCUGUGAUCUUCAGCUUCCUCGUGGGCAGCUUUCUGGUGGAAGUUUGCUGCUAUUUCAGAGAGAUUAGUGUAUGCAUUUCUCUGUGAAAAGCCUCUGAUUCAGUUCUGCCUCUUUUUCAGUGGAACGUGGUAAGCAGAAGAGAAUUCAUCUGGAGACCUCAUCAGCAAACCAGGCUUGCGAGGGCAAGGUCUCCUCUGAGCUUUGGAGAAGCCUGUUUCCCUCUGGGCAGAUAAAUCAUGGCAGUGUUCUUCUUUAUUCUUCUUUCCUCUGUGUAGGGGAGGGCUGGUCUCCUUUAUGGUUCAGGGACAUGAGAAGGGCCCGGUGCUUACAGGGGGCUGCGGCUCGAGUGAUCCUCAUCCAGUUCCCUGAUCUUCCCAGCCUUCACAUGUGACACCGCUCUGGGCUCGCCGUUUCUCUGUAAAAUGACAUUUUCUUCUCCUAUCACAUGGUGCUCAGCUGCUGCCACACUUCACAUAGCAGCAGAGCCAAGAAACAGUGCUUUCCAUUUAGGGCUUGCACCCUAACUGAGCCACGAUGCUGAGCUGUGAGCGUUUGCUGUCUCCUGCUAAAACCACUGCAAUGGCAAUUCUGAAAACCCUGGAAACCUCAAUCUCAAGGCCUGCAGUUCUGUGUUCAGAUGCAGUCCCACAUCUAUUGCUGUGCAGAGAGGCCUUCGUGGAGCAAAGGGAUUCGUGUCCUCCUUUUGGGCAGGGACUCUUUCUCACUCACCUCCAAGAGCCAAAAUGCCCUGAGCCAUCCGAGAGGAUGGGGCUCUCUUCAAGCGAUUCUUCCCCAGGGUUUUCACUCUGUUCUUUUAGGAAAUAGUCAGUAGAUGGAGCUGUGACCCAUGGAAGGCAUCCCGCUGCUCGUCGGUGUGCUGCAUGCUAACUAAUGCUAUUUACAUGUGUCUUUACCCCAAAAAUCUUGCAGGAAGAGGGAUGUGGGUAAGUUAGGUACUGCUGUGCUCUGUGGUGUGGGUGGUGGGCAUGCAGAUGGAGAGAGAAGGUGCUCUCCUGGUCAAGCACACUAGCAGCAAUACUUGGAAGGGGAGGGGAGAUAGGAAAUGCUUUGGCAAACGUCCUCUUGGCCUCAAGGACAGAUUUCGUUUUCCAGUGUGUUCCUUUUAGAUUUUUUUUUUUCUCCUGGUUUUAGCUUAAGGGUUUAGAUAGCUUCUAUCAUCACAGUGAUUUCAAGGACUCUGCAGUAGCAGACAAUGGCGCCUGUGAGAAGUCCUUGAGAAAACACCUUGAAAAAGAUCAAGAAAGCAACAGGAAAGAACAAAUAUCACAAAAACAACCUGAAAGCAAAACAAAAAGGCUCUGAGUGGGGUCCUUAGGGACUCUUCAUGGGUAGGGGGGAAGUGUCAAGGUGGCGAGGUGAGCUGUGAUUGAUAGAAACGCAAUCCUAGGUAAGCCGUGGCACGGAGCAUGGUCAGCAUUGGUGCAGCUGGGGGGGUUGGGGUGGCUCUGCUCAGCUGCUCGUGUCUCCCAAAAGCAGGGAGGAAGCUCCUGGGGGCUGCAGCUGUUGGGGGUGGAGGGGUGAAGGGUCUUGGUGCAGCAUCUCUGAAGGCUGCAGGAGGUGCAGGGCAGUCCUUGCUCUGUCUCGGUGCCUCGCUUUCUCUGUCUGCCUGCCUGUAGCAUGCAGCUCUGCCGCCUGACUGUAAGGUUGUGCUGCAGGGCUCUGAUGGCCAAAUGCUGCUGGAAGGACAGGAAGUUCUAAUGGCUCAGGACAGUCUGCCUGUUCUGAGAGUCCAAGGCAUGGAGAAAAAGGAGCGCUUAGCCUUCGUGUUUGUGCUGGGUGCUUGCUGCAGCUGGUUUGCCAUGACUCCCACAACAAGGUUCCUGCCACUUCCCAGGGACAACUGUUUCAGUCUGAAUUGUGUCUUGCUGUUCAAGCAUUUGUUGCAUUUGCUAAAUCUCCCCCUGCUUAUUACUGUUCAAAUACGGGGCUCUUGUUCAGAUCUUUUCUCAGCCUUCUGGCUCUGGUGUCCCUCUAUGGCUGCGAGAGCCACAGUGCUCACUGUAGGGGUGCAGCCCUCGUGGCAUUCAGCUGCAGCAAUGGGGCUUCCAAGAAGGGGCUUAGAGGUGAACCUGAGGAUGAUUCGGACAGAGCCAAGUGCUCCCAUCCCUUUGCUGGCACAGGACUGAACUAUUGCUGAUGGAUUUUUGCUCACUUCACAUCUAAGCAUCCCCGCUCCCUUGCUGCCUUUCCCCUAAAAGUCCCCGUGUUUCUUUCUGGCCAACCGAUUCAUUCCUGCUGUUUGGCUUCUCGCUGUGAGCUCUGCCUUGGAAGAGUGUUGUAGGAUGGGGUGGGAGGGGGAUGUUAGGGCAGAAAGCGAGUGCACCAUCAUCUGUGGAUUCUGCAGAGUCCUCCACCGCCGUGCUGCAAUUAUCAGCACUGCACAAAGCUGGUGUUACCACCUGGGGCUUACUGGAUAUUUUCAAGCUGUUUUUGCUUCCCUCCAUCACCUACUCAUCCAUCUGACCUUGAAAAAGUCCCUUUCAGUGCAGAGCUGUUUUCCUGGCUCUCUCAGCCGGCGCAGUAGCUGCCAAUCCCACUCCGCUAGCCUAAGCAUGUUGUGGGCUCUGUCCCUGCAUCUGAUUGCAGAAGACUUAAUGCAUCGCUCGGCUGGUGUAGUGAAUCAUUAGCAUCCUGCUCCAGCUUUCAUUGUCUGUUUCAUUUCCUGCUCUUAGAAACCCCUGAAUCAUUCUGUCACGGACUGAAUAACAAACUGCAUCCUUGUCAGCUCGUGUUACCCAAGAAUUCGUCGGCAGGCUUGGCGAAGGCUGGCUGCUUGGGGUGCGGCCCUGACACCUCUGCUGCUGCCAGGGAUGUUGUUUCAGGGUGGGUUCAAAUAGUUUGCAAGCCAGCAGAGCCUGUGGGACCAUCCCCAGUUUGGUAUAUUUAUGUACCUUCUUCUGGGGGCACGGACAUACCCCCUUCUUAAGUGCAUUCCUGUGGCUAACCCAAAUGACUGGUUCCUGCUCCUAGCUGGUGUGCCUCGAAAGGAAUUCAGCCCUGAAACCUUCCUUACAGGGAAGAUGGGUUUGUGCACAAGUAGGUUUCAAGCGACGUCCUCCUCCCUCUCUUGGCUGAGAAAUAAUAUUGGAAUAGUACAGCCACGCUUUCUCUUCACGAGGGUGUAAAAGGCUGAACGGAAGCAUUAACUGCAGCUUUAAAGCAUUUCCAUGGUAAAAUAAAUCUAAUUGAGCCGUUAUUGCAGUUGCUUUUUAAUUUGUGGAAGAGAUUAGGAAAUAACUUUCAGCUUGCUCUGGCAGAGCACUCCCUGAGGACGUGUCCUGGGCACUCUGGCAGCACGCCUUGGGUUCUCGUUCCCUCCCUCUUUAAUUGUCCGGUCACAUCUGAGGGACGUGGAGUUCAGCUGGCAAAAUAAUGGAGGAGCCUCAGUCUGGAAGCUGCAGGUCUUGGUAGAGGUAAUGGAGCAUCAUUCAUGUCUUACAGAGAGAACCCACCGUGCAGAUGGAUGGAAUUCCACCCUUAGGGUGCACCUGAUGUGCUGAUGUUUGGGCUUGACAUGAUGCGGUGGCAGAGGAUGCUGCAGUGAAGGCAGUGGGUGAUGGAAGUGCUGUAUGUGACCUCCUUCCAGAGUGCCAUCCGUGUCCUUUGCCAGAGCGGAGGCUGAAGUGAUGGGACUCAAAGUGAGGGGAGAUGCUUUAUGAAGGGAUUUCCUUGUGUGGAGGUGAAAGCGAUCUGUAGAAUCCUGCUAUCAUGGAGGUUGGGAAGAGCUCUGAGUCUCCAAGUCCAACCCCAACCCACCCCCACCAUGACAUCAAACCACGUCCCAGUCUCUGUGGUUCUGGGACACCUCCAGGGGUGGUGACCCCACCACUCCCUUGGUAGCAGUGCCAGUGUCUGAGCACUCUUGCAGAGUUUUUCCUAAUAUCCAACCUGAACCUCUCCUGGUGCAGCUUGAGGCCAUUACACAGCUGCUCUCCUGGGGAACUUCAGAAGUCUAUUUCUGAGGUAGGAUGAUGAAGCCUGCUCAACACCAGCCGUGCCAGAGUAUUGGAAGCAAUACUGGUGUUAGGAUCUGGGUCUGCUGCAGAGACUCAGUGUGUUGGCUUUGGAUCCCUUGAGAGCCUUCUGGGGGCUGUGUGGGGGCAGGGGUCCUCCUGGAAGGUGCCUGUGUGGCUGGAAGCAGCUCUGGAGCGGCUCCACGUCACGCUCUUGGCAGUCCCUGUCAACAAACAGAGCUCUGGCAGUUCCCUGAGGUCUGUGCACAACCAGUGGAACAAACCUGAGGUGUACGCCUGGCCUUCCUGAAAAGAUGAGGACAGUGUGUGUAUGCAGUUGGAUGGUGCCACUCGUCAGCUGCCCCAGCGUGUCCUGGCGCUUCCUCUGUUCCACUGAGCUGUGCUCCGGGCACGGGAGUUUCCAGGCUGGCUCAGGUACGUUGGCUGAAGCUUACAAGUCAGAUGCCACAUCUGAACUCUCAGACGUGAGCAAGUCUUCCAGUAAAAACAAGCUGACGCUGUGCCUGGCAGAGGAUUAACGGGGUUUUUGUGCGUGUGGGUGAGAGCUGUGUGCGGUGUGAGAUGCGAGGCGGGCCGCUGCUGCUGCUCUCUGCAAGCAGCUCACCAGGCUGAGUGCAAGGUCUGCAUGAAGCAGGGCAGGGUAUGUGGCUGCAGCGGGGGCUGAGCUGCUGCUGAGAUCACACCUACAGGAGUCCACAUCUGCUCUGUCUCUACCAUGUCUCGUUCCCCCACCUCGAGCGUCUCCUGGCUUUCUUUCAUUCCUUUCCUAGAGCCUCCUUUCCCAUAAGCUUAUCUGUGUUUGUGGAGUUUAAAAGCUGGCCUUGAUCCGCUCCUGAUACGCUGUAUUUCCUUGUUUUAUCUGGCGUGUGCUUCUUGCCUUGCCAGUGCUCAGUGAUACCACCUCUGUGCCCUCCGCUGCCUGCCAGCAUCUGGGGGGUGGGAUGUGCUGCAACAUCCCCACUUGGCACAGCACCUCUCUCAGGCGUCUCUGCAAAUCUCUGGAGGAAACACAUUGCUCAGUACCAGAUGCUGCCUCAUCCUGUCUGCCUAAGGUGAGUCUGAGCCACCCCAGCACAGCUGCUGUGUGGCUGUGCAGAGCAGGCACCGCAGGGCUCACCUGCAGCUUUGGGCUGCCCUGUGGCUGGAUGGGCAGCUGGGGUUCUGCAGACCGGUCGGCCCCCUGGCAUGUCAGGAAGCACAGGCUGGGAGUGUUUGCUGGGAGAUAACUGCAUUCCAGGCAGUGACUCUUUUAUCUUGCUAAAAUCAAGGAGAUCUGAUUAAAGUGCAGACCUUGCUUUAAGAAUUUUUCCCUUUCUUUUUGACUUUGUCCCUGACCUACAUAUUGCAUCCCGCCACGCUGGUUGGAAGCAAUUGAGACCGUGGCGUUAAGCUAUUUACCAAGCUGUUGGCUUGAAAAUAACCUUACUGUCCACACCUGCUCUGGGAUAAUUUUGGAGUCAAACGACAAAGCACCGUUAACCCUUGCAGCCACGUGCAGCCCGUUCAAGGUCUGAGCACACAACAAGGUUAUACCCCCGCUGACGCAGGGAGGAAUUGGUGAUAACACUUUGCUACCCAUUUUUCAGCUCCACGGUUGUUCCCAGCCAGCUGCUGCAGCCAGCCCUGCUGAACAUUGCCAUCCGAACGGGGACGGAUCAGGGAGCUGCUUGUGAGAGCUCCUGCUGGGUGGUUGCUGGGUUGGCGUUGAGUCUGCUGGACCAGAGGCUAUUCUGGAAAAUGCAUGCAUGUGUAUUUUCUUUGUUAGCCCAGUGGUUGUUUCUGAUUAAAGGAUCUGUUUUGAAGGGGCUGCUAGUCAGUUGCCUAGAAAACUUGCUUUCAUUUAAUUAAUCGUGAUGAGUUUAGUCUGGAGGUUUUGUAGGAAGCGAGCGUAUCCUUGGCUCCUUUCCCUUGGAAAAAAGCAGGGUUUCAUGUCUGGAACUGCAGCUCCUUUGUCUCCCCAGGUCGACAUCCCUCUCUGUCCUUGGAGUUUUCAUUUUACAAGCCGUGUGCUUGCGGAGGUAGAUCCAGUUUGAAGUCCAUCCAGGUGCAGAAUGAGGAAAGAACCAUCAAGAAGAUUACAGGAGCUAUUCUGCAACUGAUUAACUCAAUCUCUUCCCCUUCUUGUUAUCUCCUCCCCGUGCCUAGGGCCUUUCGAACUGCUGCUUUCAGAGCUUCUCACUUAAUCUAGCCCACCUGGACAGGUGUAUGAAGAAAGGAAUUGCCUUCCGGGGAUGAACUAAAGGAGCAUAGGUUGCAAAGGGAGUCUGCUUUUGGGAACUGCUAAUCCCAGUGUAACAUUAUGACAGCUGCUCGUUAAAAUCAGGGUGUUUUUUAACAGGCAGUUAAGGGAGAGGCUUUGCACGCACGUUUAGCUGAGGAUAAUGGUGAGCCAUGUGCAUUUGAUUUUUUUUUCUUAGCUCACACAAAUUGUACAUGGAAAGAAUUCUUCAGUGUCAACUUGCUGCAGUAUGGAAUUUACAAGGCUUGCAGUAACUUACAGUUUCCUGUUGGGGGGCGGGGAGGAGAGAAAAUUACAAAGCUUUCUUUUUCUUUUUUCUUUCUGUGAGAUCGAGUUCAAACUUAUUCUACAAACCCAGCCUCUCUGGAAGGUGUUCUGGCUGUGUUGGGCUUUCUCAGUUGUCUUGGUGGCAGAUUGUCAUGUGAACCUGUCUGGGCUCUUGUUUUUAUAGUCGCAAGGCUGCUUAUAAGCUACAGUUUUGUAUCUGGUGAGAUGGCAGCCUGUAUGCAAAGAGAAAAGAGAGGUUUGGGGAGUUCACAGUCAGGAGAGCUGUAUUCCAAUGAAGACAGCUGCUUCUUCCUGCAGCAAACUUGGUCUAUGAGCACAAUUUCCUCUGCAGGGCUGUGGGUAAGGAGCACGGGGAGCUGAGGAGGGGCUGUCAAAGACUGCCUUGCUCCCGAGCCUCCAGCUGCACUCAGGAGCUCUGUCCUUCCCUGCAGCCCUCAGGCGUGAGGCAUGAAGGGCGCUCUGUGAUGCAGAAAGGCAGGACGUUGCCCCAGGUCGUUUUGUUGCUGGAAAUCCUCGCUCCUGCAGCUGCUCAGAUUCAGACCAAUUAAUUUAACCCGCCAGGACCAAGCAACUGAACUUGGUGUGGGAGUUUGUGCUACAAACUGUACUGCAAAUCAUUUGUGGAUGGGAGCAUCCUUUCUCUCCCCCAGGAAAUACCAUCUCUUGUUGCCUUUUCUCGGCCGUAAUGCUAGCACUGGUUACCUGGGAUUUCACAGCAUCCAGCAGCAAAUCUCCUUCUGUUCCUCUGUGCUGGAGAGGAAUCUGGCUGUAUCAGUGCUAAGGAUGAGCUGGGAAUUUUCCAGGCACAUCUGCAUGUGAGAAGCCUGUUUAGCAGUGAUCUCUUCUCCAGCCUCAGCACAACUUGGUUCGGCCUCAGGGGACUGAUGCUGCCAGUUCCACUCUGCCUGCUUAGAGUGACGAGGAGCUGGCCCCUGUCACACAGCUCAGAGGGAGCAUCUCAGUGGCACGGUGCUAAUAGGCAAAGUGUUUUAAUCUCAAGGGUGUCACCUUAAGCUACGGCGUAACUUCCUUUACCCCCUGGCUUUAAAAAGCUGAACUCAUCUCAUUUGGCUACACUGAGCAAAUUCUCUUCCCCCGUGCUCUCCUGUUAGGCUGCUGUCAUGCAGAAUACUUGCUGAUGGGGACUUGGGCUCUUUUCAUAUAGUAUAAAUGGCUUUAAUGCUUGCUGCUCUCAAGGUCUGGGACUUUAAGUGUGUGCUGGAAAGCAGAGCCAGCUGAGCAGUGCUGGCAAGUGGAGCUGGGAGGGCAGGAGGAGACUGCAGAUUUCUCUAAGAGGGCAUGAAAACAGCAAGGCUGUGAAUUCAGAGGCUGGAGCCCAGAAUUACAGAGAGGGAUGCUUGCAUGCGUGAGGACAAACUCACGUGGUGCCAAGGCAGGUUUUCUGUGACUUGUGUGAAAGAGGAGGCUGCAGUGUGUGUGUGAGCGCACUGAAAUGCUGAUCUGCAGAUCUGAGCUUUCUAGACCUGCCUUGCUCUAAUUGCACAGGAUAGGUUCUGCAUGCACAACAACUGGGCCUGAAGUGGAUCCGGGGCUCAGCCCUCAGGGAUUGCCCAGCACUGCUCUGCCCUGAUUUCUCUAAUGGUGCUGCAUCUUGCUGCUGGUUUGCAGGUGGUUUGAGCUGUUAUCUCUGAGCACACCGCUCGGCUUGGGCAGCGCUGCUGCCAUCUCUGCUCCUCUCAGGAUAUCUUUAAGCUGUGAUUUCUUUUUAAUGUUUUUUUUUUUUCCUUUUUUUCUUUUCCCCCCCCUCCUUUCCUGCAGCAGGCUGGAAUUGGGCUUGUGUGUCAGCUCAGCAGACGUGCUGAAGUGGGGUGUGCUGAAAAGCCUGGCUGUGCUCCGUGCAGGGGCACGAGGAGGAGGGGGAGUGGGAGCCCUGACUCGCAGCUGCCCCUUCUGAACAUCCCCUCCUGCCCUCACUGCCACAGGAUGUACAGCCAUCCAAUCCCCGUGCUGUUUGCAUGGAGUAAUUAGUGCUUCUCCUCUGCUAAUAACCUGU
Messenger RNA from Lagopus muta (rock ptarmigan), 13249 nucleotides. It is a transcript of the gene FBXL18, whose product is annotated as F-box and leucine rich repeat protein 18. Bases 25 to 2229 code for a protein of 734 amino acids. The transcript is spliced from 5 exons. Lineage: Eukaryota; Metazoa; Chordata; Aves; Galliformes; Phasianidae. Gene Ontology annotation, biological process: SCF-dependent proteasomal ubiquitin-dependent protein catabolic process. The record is from RefSeq and is a predicted model, not a curated record. Gene Ontology annotation, molecular function: protein binding. Gene Ontology annotation, cellular component: SCF ubiquitin ligase complex.